Trichoderma asperellum CBS 433.97 is the source of this 186-nucleotide messenger RNA. The record is from RefSeq and is a predicted model, not a curated record. NCBI's taxonomy places the organism in Eukaryota, Fungi, Ascomycota, Sordariomycetes, Hypocreales, Hypocreaceae.
AUGACUCCGCAAAUUUCAGGCCUCGAUCGCACAUUUGUGAAUCUAACGGACGAUCCCGCAGAGGGACGAGGCGCAAGGCGCACAUAUAUCCGCCGGGCGGUGAUGAAGAGCUACCACGAGCGCCGAAGCCAGAAGAAGAGGGCUCCGAAAUCUGAGGCUGCUGUAGCUGAAAAGAGAGCUGGAAAG